AUUGAGUGGGAGGGGGUUGAGUAGGCAAGCACUAGUCAAGGCGACAGCAACACUGCCUUAUCUCCAACACAGGCACCAGCACACCUCUCUCAUCUUGGUCUUCACCCCUACAUCCCUCAUAUUUGCCACCAUGUCCUACAGGCUGGUAGCCGCUGCAGGCCGUCUGGCGACCGCGUCCAAGAACAUGAUGAACUGAGGGUGCGUGCUAACACAAGGCAGGCGUCAGGGUCAAGAGCCACUGGGGGAGGGACAGAGGACUCCUCAUCACCCACCCAUCCCCACCCGCCGCCCGCCGCAGGAUGCCACGGGCCUCCUGCAGAGGUGGAGGUGCCGGGUUGGGACUGCCAUGAACACACUGGUCCUUAUCAAGGCGGUCCAGCCGUGGCCCCGACGCACUCACACCCUCACGGAUCACCAACUACAGGGCUCCGGCAGGGCGGGAUUCAGCACCAAGAAAUACGCCCCCUUAAGUAGGAGCCUGGCGGAGAAGAUGCAGCAUUUCCAGAUACCUAACGACUUGCCUGUGCACAUUAAGGGCGGCCCCGUGGACAUGAUCCUUUUGUACAUCACGGGUUUCAUCUGCACAGUGGGCGUGAUUGACUGCUUCCGCGUCUACUACCAGCUGGCAUACCCCAAGAAAUAAGGUAUCAUCCACCACCACCACCGCCUGCAGCACCAACACUACCACUGCCUGCGUACUGCGAUGCUGCUCAAGAUCAAGACUCGUGAUUAGGAAAGGUGGUAAGGAAACGUAAAGUGAAACAGAGACGUGUAUUGCUAUGGUCAUAAACUCAUGCAUGUAUAGUGAAGCAUGUGGACUAUUAUAUUUUCUUAAGUUUUAAAAGGGGACGAUGCAUUUAUUUGGUACUCCUGCUUCGGUUAGUUUCCAUACCACUUUUCCCACUGUGUGAUUGCAAACUGAAGGAAGAAGGGAUAUUUAAUGGAUACUAUCAAUUGACUUACUACUGAAAACUGAAACGUCCAUUGAUUCAUUAUGUGGGUUUACAGAGAGCCAUCCUCAUGUACGCUGUUGUUGUUUUGAUUAGUGUUUCAUAAUUUUCUUUUAUAACACCACCAUUUAUUGAAACACUCCUUAUUUAACAUCUUAUACUUAACCAAGGACCAAUACCACAUUGCAACACCUUCAUGUACUUAAACAAACACCUUAAUAGAAUCAUUUAACACCAUGCACUAAUUAAGUAAACACCAACACCAACACAAAACCACAGUCUAACACAUAAACGCACCUCAACACCACUCUAAAACCACAAACACCACCUCUACAAGACUUUUCUGCACCAUUAAGUAAAUCACACGUCCUGAACCAAUCACACACACACACACACACACACACACACACACACACACACACACAUUAGCUAUCGUCAUUACCAUCAUAGCACCUCGAAAAACGAAAACAAAAAAAAACACCCUCAGUCUUAAAAUUUUUACUUCCAUUGGGUGCUCGUCGUGUCGUGUCGUGUCGUGAGCACUAGCUAUUCUUUUCUCCCACACAGAUGAAACGUCUUUUAGUUCAAGCACUUUUGCAUGACGUGAAGGGAACAUUUGGGUAGUUUGAUUGGUUAUAUUUGUACCCAGCUCAGUCUUUUUUUUCCUUUAUCUCUUUUCCAUCCAUCUUGCCUCCUUGUAAAAGCUAAGACAGGGAUACAGAAUUUCAGUUCUUUACUUUUUUUUCUGUAAUGAGGUGUUAUGAAGUGAUCAGGGUGUGAUGUACGGACACGGUGCUCUUAAGUGAUGUAUGGAAGUGCUUUGUGUUGGAGUGGCUUUGGAGAAGGAGUAGGAAAAGGUGGAGAAAAGCAAAGGAGGAGGGAUUUGAGUAAGAGGAGGAGAAACAAAAAUACAAAACGAAGACUUGAUAACAAUAACUAGAUCACACAAACAAUCACUACUACUACUACUACUACUACUACUACUACUACUACUACUACUGCUAUUAUUACCACUACUACUAAUACUAAUACUGCUUCUACUACUACUACUACUACCACCAUCACUGCUGCUACUACUACAACUACUACUACUACUACUACUUCUACUACUACUACUUCUACUACUACUACUAUUACUUCAACAACAACACCAACUACAACACCAACUACAAAACCAAACAAAAAACAAGACACAACGAAUCAUUCACCUCCCGUUAAGCGUAGUCACCCAUAAAUACGCUAGCGUUUUCUUCUACACACCCAGAACAAAAGUACUGUAACAAUAACAUCAAAUUUACCGUCCAUAACAUAACAUAACCUACGUAUAUAGUGUUCAUAGUAAUAGAUAAAUGUGGUGAUUGCUUGUAAACACACACGUAUAUACAAAACUAGUAUGUUCUUCAUUUCUAUCUAUCUAUCUAUCAGUGUUCCAUUCUCUCAACAAAAAGGAUACAGGAAAAAGAAAAACGUAUGGGUAUUCUCUUUUCUCAAUUCAACUUACCUAUCUACUGUAUUCCAUUCCCUUUAUCUAUGCAUUUCUUCAUGUACGUACCUAUCUAUACAUAUUUACACCAUUCCACGCAGUCAAACCCUACAGUACGUACGUAAACAGUGUCUCGGUGCUAGCAGAGAUGAGUGGGUUGUAAAUACGAGUCAGAUGUAUAGAGUCCAACAUUAGCGCUGUGAUGGUGUCUGUCUGUGCUUUCAAUGUAUUGCUCCAGCUGAGAUCCCUACCGACUCCCUCUCUCUCUCUUCCUCUCUCACCUGUCUCGUCACAUUCACGCGGUACUAAUGAGUCUCGAGUGUGAGUGAGCUGGUGAAAUGGAAUGACAGGAGAGAUGGGUUCAUUCCUGCGCAAUACUAGAGGAAAAUAAAUAAUGGCAAUACGUGAA
Portunus trituberculatus (swimming crab) is the source of this 2842-nucleotide messenger RNA. RefSeq names its product cytochrome c oxidase subunit 7A1, mitochondrial-like. Gene Ontology annotation, biological process: mitochondrial electron transport, cytochrome c to oxygen. Bases 347 to 643 code for a protein of 98 amino acids. The record is from RefSeq and is a predicted model, not a curated record. The transcript is spliced from 4 exons. NCBI's taxonomy places the organism in Eukaryota, Metazoa, Arthropoda, Malacostraca, Decapoda, Portunidae.